Molecule: messenger RNA, 831 nt
Organism: Laccaria bicolor S238N-H82
Lineage: Eukaryota; Fungi; Basidiomycota; Agaricomycetes; Agaricales; Hydnangiaceae
Exons: 3
Coding region: 1-831 (276 amino acids)
Biological process (GO): translation
Cellular component (GO): ribosome
Molecular function (GO): structural constituent of ribosome
Source: RefSeq, a predicted model, not a curated record
AUGAUGAAGAUGGCCACCCACGUCUUCCGCCUGGAGGAUGCUGUUAAGAUUAUUGAAGGUGACAAGAAGGGGCUAUUUGGACGGAUUAGCAAGAUCAAGGGGAAUGAAGCAGAUGUUUUCCUUCCGGAGAACGGACUCACAUCGACCUUACCCCUGUCAUCGCUUAGAAAAAACAUCAAAGUCGGAGAUGCAGUACGCGUAACAGCCGGGGUUCACCAGGGGUUCAUUGGGUGGGUUGUGAAUAAAGACAAUGACAAGACAGGAAAUGAAGUAGGAGUUUCUCCUGGCAUCGUUCAGUUUUUUACCCCAGCGUUCCAUUAUAAUGCCACAGCCACUGACUCUAAGCUUCCUUUGAUGGCAGCACAAAAGGACGCAAUGAAGGGUGACCCAAAUAGUCAUCUCAUCGGAAAGCAUGUGACUGUUACCCAAGGCAACUUCAAAAACUAUCGAGGCCAUAUUAAAAGUAUGAUGGGUGAUGGAAGGGUCCUUGUUGAACUCGGGGCGCAACUGCACCGCCCAGAACCUUUCAAGAUUUCUUCCCUUCACCUCAACAUGGAUGCAGGGCUCUUUCCAGUGACUUCCCUUCCCCUGGUGCUGAUGGCUGGCCCCUCCUCUGACUAUCUCCCCUCGCCCAAUACGGCCAACCCAGCAUUGAAGAAUGUUACCCCCUUACCAAUACCAUAUCCUCACAUGCUCCACACGGCACCACCUGAAGUACCAGCAACCCCGCUUCCCAACCCUGGAGAUAUACCUGCAAGUCCUGCUUGGAAUCCCAGCUCAUGUACCCCUCGCCCUGGCAAUGAUGGUGGAAACAUCCAAACAACUACAUAG